Molecule: messenger RNA, 1190 nt
Organism: Castor canadensis (American beaver)
Lineage: Eukaryota; Metazoa; Chordata; Mammalia; Rodentia; Castoridae
Gene: Mtx2
Product: metaxin 2
Biological process (GO): mitochondrion organization
Cellular component (GO): cytoplasm; SAM complex
Source: RefSeq, a predicted model, not a curated record
GUUCCUAGCCGGGCCUGUUGGUAACCUUGCGGGCCUUGGGGCCGCAGCUACAGGGGUGGUGUUUGCGAGUCCGAGCGUCAGCCUGGCCAGGCUUGUUCACUGCCAGAAGCGCUGAGGGCCGCGGAGAGCUGGCACCGGGGUGCGGGGCUGCUCGGCCGACAUGUCUCUGGUGGCGGAAGCCUUCGUCUCUCAGAUCGCAGCUACAGAACCUUGGCCUGAAAAUGCAACAUUAUAUCAGCAACUGAAAGGGGAGCAAAUUUUGCUUUCUGACAAUGCAGCUUCUCUUGCUGUGCAGGCUUUUUUGCAGAUGUGUAAUCUGCCCAUCAAAGUGGUUUGUAGGGCCAAUGCAGAAUAUAUGUCUCCAUCUGGUAAAGUACCUUUUAUUCAUGUGGGAAACCAAGUAGUAUCAGAACUUGGUCCAAUAGUCCAAUUCGUUAAAGCCAAGGGCCAUUCUCUUAGUGAUGGGUUGGAUGAAGUCCAAAAAGCAGAAAUGAAAGCUUACAUGGAAUUAGUCAACAAUAUGCUGUUGACUGCGGAGUUGUAUCUUCAGUGGUGUGAUGAAGCUACAGUAGGGGAGAUCACUCAUGCUAGGUAUGGAUCUCCUUACCCUUGGCCUCUGAAUCAUAUUUUGGCCUAUCAGAAGCAAUGGGAAGUCAAACGAAAGAUGAAAGCUAUUGGAUGGGGUAACAAGACCCUUGACCAGGUCUUAGAAGAUGUAGACCAGUGCUGUCAAGCUCUUUCUCAAAGACUGGGAACACAACCAUAUUUCUUCAAUAAGCAACCUACUGAACUUGAUGCCCUAGUAUUUGGCCAUCUGUACACUAUUCUUACCACACAGCUGACCAAUGAUGAACUUUCUGAGAAGGUGAAAAACUACAGCAACCUCCUUGCUUUCUGUAGAAGAAUCGAACAGCACUAUUUUGAAGAUCGAGAUCCCUGGUUUUUUUUUUUUCCCUGUUGGAGUAAACAAGUUAUACAGUAUUGAAAACUCGUACAGCAAAUAGAGAAGCUGAAAGACAAGAUGAAAACACCAUGAAGAAAAUGUGAAAUAAUCUACUGAUGACCACACUUGGAAUCUCAAAAAGAAAAGGCAAAGCCAGUGAUGAAACUAAGGUGUUGAACUCUUAAAGCUCUGGGCUUUGAAAUUAAAAAAAAAAAAAGACACUCCACCUAGGUGUUUAUCAAGAAUU